GCUGUAAAGGCUCUCCAGCAGCCCGAGGAGGAGGAGGAGGAUGAUGAUGAAGAAGCUGUGUGUCCGUCAGCGUGGAGCUGAUCUCAGUUCAGUCCGUCUGAGCUGAAACUGGAAACUUUCUGAUGCUUUUCUGACUCCUGAGCUUCUUCUUCUUCUUCAUGCACCUCUGAGCAGACUUCCUGUCCCGCCUCCAACCAUGAGUGACAUCUACGAGUCAGCGGCCAACUCUCUGGGUUUGUUCAGCAGUCCAUGUCUGACCAAAGUGGAGCUGCGGAUAACAUGCAAAGGGAUCCCAGACCGAGAUGCCCUGUCCAAACCCGACCCGUGCUUCGUCCUCAAGAUGCAGUCCCACGGAAAGUGGAUGGAGGUGGACCGGACGGAGGUGAUUCGCAGCUGUGUGAACCCCACCUACUCCAAGGUCUUCACAUUGGACUUUUAUUUUGAAGAGGUGCAGCGUCUGCGUCUCGAGCUCUACGACAUCAACAGCAGCCACAACGGCCUGAAGGAGGCCGACUUCCUGGGCUCAGUGGAGUGCACGCUGGGACAGAUCAUCUCUCAGAGGAAACUGUCCAAAGCUCUGCUCAGACCAGGAGGCACCGUGGGGAAGGCCAUCGUCACGAUCACAGCAGAGGAGCUCACCGGGAACGACGACUACAUUGAGCUCUCGUUCAGCGCCAGGAAAUUGGACGACAAGGACUUCUUCAGUAAAUCUGACCCGUUUCUGGAGAUCUACAGGCUGAAUGAUGACGCCACGCUGCAGCUCGUCUACAGAACUGAGACUGUGAUGAAUAAUCUGAACCCGGUGUGGAAAACCUUCAAAGUUUCUCUCAACUCGCUCUGCAGCGGGGACCACGAACGCAAGCUGCAGUGCACCGUGUGGGACUGGGACUCAAACGGGAAACACGACUACAUCGGCGAGUUCGAGGCCACGUUCAAAGAGAUGAGAGGAGCCAUCGAUGGACGACAGGUUCAGUGGCCGUGCAUAAAUCCCAAAUACAAAACCAAGAAGAAGAACUACAAGAACUCUGGUAUCGUCAUCCUGAACCAGUGCAAGAUCAUCAAGAUGCACUCCUUCCUGGAUUACAUCAUGGGAGGCUGUCAGAUCCAGUUUACAGUAGCCAUCGACUUCACGGCCUCUAAUGGAGAUCCUCGUAACAGCUGCUCGCUGCACUACAUCCACCCGUACCAGCCCAACGAGUACCUGAAGGCUCUGGUGGCUGUGGGCGAGAUCUGCCAGGACUACGACAGUGACAAAAUGUUUCCAGCGUUUGGCUUCGGAGCUCAGAUCCCUCCUGACUACAAGGUCUCCCACGACUUUGCAGUGAAUUUUAACGAGGAGAACCCAGAGUGUGCAGGUAUUCAGGGCGUGGUGGAGGCCUACCAGGCCUGCCUCCCCAAACUGCAGCUCUAUGGUCCCACUAACAUCGCCCCCAUCAUCCAGAAGGUCGCCAACUCCGCCUCGCAGGAGGUCCACACCAAAGAGGCCAUGCAAUACUUCAUCCUGCUGAUCCUGACAGACGGCGUCAUCACCGACAUGGCUGACACGAGGGAGGCCAUCGUCCAGGCCUCCCACCUCCCCAUGUCUGUUAUUAUUGUUGGAAUUGGGAACGCAGACUUCAGCGACAUGCAGAUGCUGGACGGAGAUGACGGGAUCCUUCGAUCGCCUAAAGGAGAGCCCGUCCUACGAGACAUUGUCCAGUUUGUCCCCUUUCGCAACUUCAAACAUGCGUCUCCAGCUGCUCUGGCUAAAAGCGUCUUAGCAGAGGUGCCCAACCAGGUGGUUGACUACUACAACAGCAAGGGCAUCAAGCCCAAAGUGCCCAGCGAGUACCAGUCUUCCAGGCCGUUCGGCCCGUGAGUGCCGCCUCCACAGCUGCUCCUGGACAGCACAACCUCUCCUGGACUGAGAAAAAUGUUUACUGUCUUUUGUUUGUUGUUGAUGUGGAUGUUAAAGGUGCUACACGUGGCGUUUUACCAUGAAGAAGUGGCUCAUGUCAGUGUACAGGCUGGACUAACAGGAAGUUUUGUUGGAUUGCUUUAUGGCACAAAACAGGUAGAAGGCGUUUCAUUACCUGUCGUCAUCUUUUAGAAACAGUAGUAAGAAGCAGGUGAAGCUGCUGGUCACAGAAGUGCUAGGGUAGUUAGGAUGCUCCCAGGGGGGAAUUGUAAAGAUAUCUUUACAGUCACACAUUGGAUAUAAGAGACAGAAGAAGUCAAAGUAGCUAACGUGCCAAUUCAAAGAGCAUUGUGAUAAAAUUAGGAGUGAGGGCCGUGAUGCAAUGCAGUUUGUCAACCUGCAGUGAUGAGCCUGUAGUGAUGAGGCAGCCAUGGCUGACAUAGAAAACCAGAAGGUUGUAAUGCAGAAAAGUUAAUCAUACAAAGGAUCCAACACAUAAUGUUUUUCAGACCUGAGUACAGGACGUAAGCGUGAUGCGACUAUAUCUUAGAGCUCAUGUGGGAGUAACUGUAAUUUCUAAUUUUCUAACUUGUAAACAUCAUUCACGUCAUGAUCCAACUUUGAUCACCACUAGAAACCAGGGUUUACACUUAUUAGUAGCUUGUUUUGUAAGCAUAUUUGCUAACUAUGUAGCAUUACCUUUGAUAUGCUUUAAAGAAUUGUAGCUAACGUUUGUGUUUCUUUUGUUUUGUGAUAGCGUUUACAAUGACAGCCGGGUCACAUCAGCAUUCAUGACAGCAACAUUUCAGCAACAACAAGAUUCAUUUCAGUGGAAUUAAGAUGGAGGCAAAGUAAAUCUAUGCAGAGCUUUUGUGUAGAGGACAGUGUGUAGUGGACUUACAUGCAUGUUGAGGUAAAGACCAAUUGUUUUUAACGUAACAGAUGAAGCAGAGUCUGAAAAAGAGGAUGCUAUCGUAUUAGCUUUGUAGCACCAUCUAAUUUUGCAUACUUCUCUGUCAGAGUAAAAAACUGCCAACACUUAUGGUACAAUCUCUUGAAUAAACUGUGAUAACGUUUAGUCCAAUUAGCAACUAAGCCAGCUAGUUUGCCAAACACAAGUUAGCUGACUGGUAGCAAGUCAGCUAGCCUGUUGAGCUAUUUUGGCUGGCUAGGGUCAGCAUAUUACUGUUUAGCUAGCAUGAUAGCAGUUAGCUCACCAGCCACAGUAGCUUGCCAACUAGGCCUGCAAGUAGUCCCUGUAUCACCAAGUUUCCAACACUGCCCAGUUUGUGGAUACCGAUGACAUGACGGCUCACAAACUGUGAACACUGGGAUCUUCAGUCCCACAUCACAUCGACAUCAUAGAGAGCAGAGAGGUCUGAUGAACAGUAGCACUAAAUGUAUCAGUGAGGUGAGGAAGAACUUCAUCUCAUCUUGUGGUACAACUUAUGUUCCAUGUAUAAAAAUGCUAACUGUUGCACCUUUAGCAUCCAUUGUGCAUGCGGGGCCUACAGAGGCUGAGCUGAUCGUAACCUUCAGGAGUGUUUUUACAGGAUGUGAAAAGCACACAAACACACAACACUGACCAACCCAAUCACUGCUUCCCUGCAGACAGCAUGACGGGCAGGGAAACAGUCAAUGAUGGAAUGUAUGAACCCCCCUCCUCCCCCUCUGGUUUGGUUUUAUAAGAGUUUAUUGAUAUUUUGCUAAAUUUCGUAAGGUUCGUACGUUGUAAAGCAUUUUGGAUCUCUGCCAGAUGAACAAGCGAGCUGCCUUCACAGACGUCUGCAUCCUCUACUGUUUUUUUCUAAAGGCGAGGCAGAUGCAUGAACUGUUGUUUUGCAUGCAAAUCUCCAUGCAGGACUCCCCGGUCCCUGUGCUCUCUGUUUCCUGGUAGUGAGUAAUAUGAGUAAUAAUAACGUUUACAAUGUACCCGAUGAUGGGGCUGUUCUACUCUCAAGCAUGUUCACGUGUAAACGAAAAUGUGUGAGUAGAUUUAAAAGCACAACCUGAGUAUCCUUGGAGAGAUUUCUAGAUUAUGGUGAUAGAUUUUGGUCUCUUUGUGCCACAACACCUGUCCAUCUCUCUCUGUCUUUGAGGAACUGAUUCAUUUUCUUUUGUUUUACUUGGUUUUAUUAAAUAAUUACUUCUGGGAUUUGGACCUUUUAAGGGUGCAACCAUAUUUGCAUCUUUCAGUCUAUAUUUCUUUUAAGUGAGAUCAUUUCCUGUCACUUGUAGAAAACCUUCAGUGCAAACUUCCUCAAAUCUACAGUUGGCUUUAUUCCUAUGUCAGGAUCAGAUUUCACGCCCCACCUGCCGAUCCAUUUUCCACCACUCAUACAAAUCCAGGUUGCUGUGGCGGCACGCUAAACAAGGUAGUCCGGACAUCCUUAUACCCAGGUGUCUGUGAAGAUUCUCAGUCAUUCAGGUCAUGGUGUAACUAGAAGUGCUCAGUCAAAGGUGACUGGUACCAGUAAGGCUUUUGAAUGAUAGGCAUCUUCAAUAAUCUGACUGAAGUCCACUUGCCUUUGACUAAGCACUACGAAAUAUAUCAUAUUUUCACGAGCCAUGUCGUCCAGCUUUUCCUGGGGAUUCUGAGUUGCUCCCUGGCCAGAUAAGGUUAAUGAUCCCUGAACAAGCUCUGGGUCUGAUUCCUUUUCUCCUUCUGGUAGGACAUACCGGGAAAAAACCUCCACAGGGAGGUGACCAGGAGGCAACUUAAUCAGAUGCCCAGACCACCUUAAUUGGCUCCUAUGAGAUAACAGGAGUAGAACUCUUUUUAAAUGUCAAAGCGCCUCAAUUUGUGUCUUUAUUGACAAUGUAAGCAUAAUCAAAUCCUGAUAAAGUCUUUAAGUCAGGAUCAAACUUCAUGAUCCAUCCAUCCAUUGUCACUUAUCUGGGUCCUGGUUUCAAUGGCAUGCUAGGUAAGGUAGUGCAGAGGUUCUUCCUAUUCCCCAGCUCUCCCUGGGGAUCCAAGGGUUUUCCACAGUCAACUGGGACUAAUCUCUCAAACAAAUUCUAAGUCUGCCACAGUGUCUCCUCCCAGUUGGACAUGUCCAGAAAACCCCCACAGGAAGACAUACAACAAGCGUCCUGAUCAGAUGCACAAAGCACCUCAACCGGCUCCUUUCAACAUGAAGGAGCAGCUGCUACUCUCAGCAUCUUUUGGAUGUCCAAGAUCUUCGCCCUGUCAGACACUGAAGGAAACUCAUUCCAGCUUUUUUUGUCCAUGUUCUCACUCUUUCGGUCAUUACCCGAAGCUCAUGACCACAGCUGAGGGUUGGAAUGUAGACUGAGAGCUUUGCCUUCAACAUCCACAUUACUGCUGACGCACCAAUCGACCAGUCAACCUUAUUCAGAUCCGGGUCAUGGUGGCACCAGACUAUGCAAGGCAGUCCCUUUCCUCAACCACAUCCUUCAAGUCCACUUUGGAGGAUCCCGAGAUGUUCCCAGGCCAGAUGAGAAAGGCAGUCCCUCCAUUGUGUUCUGGAUCUGCCCUGGGGUCUUUUCUCCUAGGUGGAAGUGCCUAGAAAACUUUAGCACAGAGGAACCACCUCAACAAGUUCCUUGAAAUGCAAAAGAGGUAGAGAAGGUUCUAGUUCAAGCUCUCCUGGAUGCCUGAACCCCUUGCCCAAAGUGUUACCAAAUCAGCCACUUGUGUCCACAAUCUCAUUCUAUAGGUCAAAACUCAUGGCCAAAGGUGAGUUUGAACGUCAAGAACUUGACCUUAAGACUCAACUCCCUUUUGUUGAAGCCCAAAAGGCUGUUAACAAUACCAUAUGGCUGAUCUAGUGUUCCAUCUUCCAUCUGAAGAUACUUGAAGUCCUUCAUCCGAGGCACUGACUCGCUCCCAACUUGAAGGGACCAAUUCACCAUUUCACUAUGUGAUGAUUUAAAUGGUUUGAUCUGACUGAUGUGGGGGUGCCAGCAUGAAAUAAGCCUAGGGUAUAGUUUUAUUGGAUUCUUCUUGAAAAAAAAAAAUAGCAAGUCCAAUUUUUGUCUUCUUGCACAAUUUCUAUGAAGUACUCCUGAAUUCCUGAUCCUGGACGUUCUAAUUAGCUUGUUUUACCUGAUCAGUGUUGCUUGCUAGUGCGCUAGCUUCAAAAGUUGCCAGAUGAUUUAGAUUUAGAAAUAAAGUCGCUGAGAGGAUCUGAAAGGUCGUUAAAUCUAGUGAGAAAGUCAGUUAGUCGGCAACACUGUACCCAAUCAACUCAAACAGAACAUUGAUAGGAGUAAAAAUCUUGCCCCAUUAAUGACUUGUGCGAGUUACUUCAGGAACCUUAUCUGCAGAUUGCGUUUCAUGUGUUGCAUUUUGCAUUAAUACAGCAUUUUCAUAUUAUUUCAAAGUACUUCAAAGACACUUUAAAUUUUACUGUUUGAAUAAUUGAUUUAUCAUCAUCAUCACAGGAAAUGUACAGGCACUUUGCAUUUUUGUUCGUUCUGUUGAACAAAGACAGAAGAUGGCGGACAGGUGUUGGACACAUGACUUAUUGUUGUGUUAACAUGCAGUAUUGUGUGCAAAACAAUGACAAACUGACUUAUGAUAAUAAAAGUUUUAUCAGUAA
Molecule: messenger RNA, 6462 nt
Organism: Epinephelus lanceolatus (giant grouper)
Lineage: Eukaryota; Metazoa; Chordata; Actinopteri; Perciformes; Serranidae
Gene: cpne4a
Product: copine IVa
Biological process (GO): cellular response to calcium ion
Cellular component (GO): plasma membrane
Molecular function (GO): calcium-dependent phospholipid binding
Source: RefSeq, a predicted model, not a curated record